This is a messenger RNA of Athalia rosae (coleseed sawfly), 1214 nucleotides long. RefSeq lists its product as uncharacterized. The transcript has 4 exons. Lineage: Eukaryota; Metazoa; Arthropoda; Insecta; Hymenoptera; Athaliidae. The coding region runs from base 6 to 1019 and encodes 337 amino acids. The record is from RefSeq and is a predicted model, not a curated record.
GAUACAUGCAUCAUUUGAAGAAACUUUGUAGGACAGAUUAUUAUUCCGUUCUAGCAAUCAUUUUCAAAAUAAUCAUAAUGAUAGGAAAACUGUUGACAUUUAUAUUAAUCAUAUCAAUUAUUGAAGUAUGUCUUGCAGUUGAUGAACAAACAGAAGCGCCGUAUAUUUGCAAGUCCGCAAGAUGUUUGUACGGAGCUGUUGAUUUGAUAAGUUUGAAAACUGAACCGAACCCGUUGUACAGUGCUGAUGGUGAAGGAGAAAAUAUUACGUUGACCGUGAAGGAUGAAUUAACUUUUGUCACACAAGAAUACGUAAACUGGUGGAUUAGGACUAGUGAUGAUAGUGAGCCCCAGGGCGAUGCUGGUCUUUGGGGAACGAUCUGUGUGGAAUUUAAAGAUUUGGUGCGGUCAGCUAGAAGCAGGUAUGGGAUAUCGCAUCGAGUGACAGCCGACCUAUUUAGGGUGUAUGAGACAUGUCCUACUGAGCCGAUGACAUUCAAACCAGGACGUGGAUUUGAGGGAGGCUUUGAAUUGGAACGAAAGCGGCCGCCGGGCCCUGUAUUCCAGUACAUAUUAACCAUAGGAAACAGUGGAAAAUUUGAAGAGGCUUAUCUUACGGCAAUUUGGAAAGUCACUGUUAAGGAAGAACCGGAUUCAUCAACUGAACCGUCUAUAGAAACAAGUAGCAUGGAUUAUACAGACUCUGGAUCAGAAGGACUUUCAGACUCGAGUACCGAACCAGGAUCAGAAUUAGGAACUUCCGAGUGUCCGGGUGACCAGGACUUAUCUAAAUCCUGUCUAUCUGUUAAGAAAUGGGUAGACUGGGGCAGGCAGAUUAAUUGUUUUUCCGCGGAAUUGAACGGCCAGGUGAAUGUUGGAGGAAACGGUGAAAUUUCCGGAAAUAUUGACGCCGGAGUAAAAUUACAGGCCCAAAAUUCCAAGUGUAAGGGAAACCAGAAUUCCUGUACAGCUGUUUGGGACUGGUUGAACUGGGGUUUAAGGAAUCGUUGCUGUUUUUAAGGGAUAUAGAACUACCAAAUGAAUAUUUGAGGUAAUGGUAACGUUUCCGGGGGUGCUAGAGUUUUCAGAAGCGCUUGAGCCUACGGUAACGAACCUAACAAUAAGAUUGAUCUUUGCACUCUCGUGAUAGAAGGUCAGGGGGGUGUAACAUGCAAAAAUGUAACUGCUAUCAAUAAAGUAUAAUAUGCUUCAUCA